GGGAGUUCGGGUCGGUGGUGGAGGGGUGGCUCAGCCAGCCUGAAGGCACCUCCCAGAAGGUGGCUGUGAAGACCAUGAAGUUGGAUAACUUCUCCCAGAGGGAGAUAGAAGAGUUCCUCAGCGAAGCAGCCUGCAUGAAGGACUUCGACCAUCCCAACGUCAUCAAGCUCCUAGGCGUGUGCAUCGAGCUGAGCUCCCUGCAGGUCCCCAAGCCCAUGGUGAUCCUCCCGUUCAUGAAGUACGGCGACCUGCACAGCUUCCUGCUCCGCUCCCGCCUGGAGAUGGCCCCUCAGUGCGUGCCCCUGCAGACACUGGUGAAGUUCAUGGUGGACAUUGCCCUGGGCAUGGAGUAUCUGAGCAGCCACCACUUCCUCCACAGGGAUUUGGCAGCUCGAAACUGCAUGCUGCGUGACGACCUGACGGUGUGCGUGGCAGAUUUUGGGCUCUCCAAGAAGAUCUACAGCGGGGACUACUACCGGCAGGGCCGCAUCGCCAAGAUGCCGGUCAAGUGGAUCGCCGUCGAGUCGCUGGCCGACCGCGUCUACACCACCAAGAGCGACGUGUGGGCCUUCGGCGUCACCAUGUGGGAGAUCUCCACGCGGGGGAUGACGCCCUACCCAGGGGUGCAGAACCACGAGAUCUACGAGUUCCUCUCCCGGGGGCAGCGCCUGAAGAAGCCCGAGGACUGUGGGGAUGAGCUGUAUGAAAUAAUGUCUGCCUGCUGGAGAGCCGACCCCGCCACCCGCCCGACCUUCUCCCAGCUCAAGGCCCAGCUGGAGAAGCUUCUGGAAAACCUCCCGGGACCAGGCUCUGGAGACGUCAUCUACAUCAACACCAGCCUGCCCGAGGAAAGCCCGGACUCCACCCAGGAUUCAGGAUUCCCCCAAGCAGACUCUGACCUGGAGCCCGGGGAUGGGGCCGAGGCCGAGCCCGGCUCCCCCGGCGCGGAGGCGGCACUGGUGGCCGUGGACAUCCACCACGACCAGCCCUGGGGGAACAGGUACAUCCUGGAGGAGCAGCUGGGCGGCCCCUCGGGGCAGCAGCAGCAGCAGGAGGAGGAGCAGGAGGAGGAGCAGGAGGAGGCCUACGUCCCACUGCUGCCCUCAGGCUCGGCCUGGACCCGGGCCAGCACUUUGCCCGUCGGCGCCUCGCUCCUGCCGGA
Molecule: messenger RNA, 1162 nt
Organism: Merops nubicus (carmine bee-eater)
Lineage: Eukaryota; Metazoa; Chordata; Aves; Coraciiformes; Meropidae
Product: tyrosine-protein kinase Mer-like
Exons: 7
Biological process (GO): phagocytosis; multicellular organism development; positive regulation of kinase activity
Cellular component (GO): signaling receptor complex
Molecular function (GO): ATP binding; transmembrane receptor protein tyrosine kinase activity
Source: RefSeq, a predicted model, not a curated record